UUUAACAGUUUCAUUUCCCUCCAUUAGAGUCUCAGAUGUCUCUGAUUUGAUGUGACAGGCUCCAUGCAGAGUAAUGUGACCAAUUGAAUCAUCCUCGCCCCGGAGCUGGAAGCUGCAGAUCGGAGGAGCAGAGAGCGCCGCGCUCAGUCUGGCUCCUACACCAGAAAACUCUGCUCAGGACUCUCUGGGAUUUUACAGCUGUCCUCAAAGGAACUAGUGUCUCUCCGUCCAUCUGCCUGCUCGGCAGACCUCAGACCAGCUCUCAGGUGGAAAGGUCAGAGGGCCCUGUUCAGCCCUGACUGCAGCUCCAGGAUCAUCCUCAACUUGACUCAACCUGCAACCAUGACAACCAAAUCCACCAGCAGUGUCCUGGGUGGGAAGGCUUCCUCCUCUCCUCUCCUGUCCUCUCCGCCACGCCAGCGCCUGGUCACCAAAGACGGACACUGUGCCCUCCGCCCCCCCCUGUGUCCCUCAGGCUCGUGGCGUGGGGCGUCCGGCAGGGCCUGGCUGCUGGCCCUGCAGGACCUCUGGGGACUGUUGGUGGGUCUGCGCUGGAGGUGGGUCCUGCUGGCCUUCUGUGCCUCCUUCCUGGCCCACUGGCUGCUGUUUGCCUGUCUCUGGUACCUGCUGGCCCACCUCAACGGAGAUCUGGCGGUACAGGAUCACGACGCCCCUCCCCAGGGGCAUGUCGUUUGUGUGAAACACAUCACCAGCUUCACUGCCGCCUUUUCCUUCUCCCUGGAGACCCAACUGACCAUCGGCUAUGGCACCAUGUUCCCCAGCGGGGACUGUCCCAGUGCCAUAGCUCUGCUGGCUGUGCAGAUGCUGCUGGGGCUGAUGCUGGAGGCGUUCAUCACAGGUGCUUUCGUAGCCAAGAUUGCUCGUCCCCAGAAGCGAGCAGGAGCCAUCCAGUUCAGCCCCCAGGCGGUGGUGGGCCAACACCAAGGCCAGACAUGCCUUAUGCUCCGAGCCACCAACCUGCUGCAGCGCCCUCUGGUGGACGUGAAGGUGAGUGCAGUGCUCUAUGAGGAGCACGAGGGUCAGGCCCUCCACCAGACCUCCCUGGACUUCCACUUGGACAGUCUGGGCCAACAGCCCUGUCCCUUCUUCAUCUUCCCACUCACCUUUUACCACCCCUUGGAUCGCCGGAGCCCCCUUUACCCUGCCCUGUGCGAGGGCAUGUCCAACCACUUUGAGUUGGUGGUCUUCUUGUCGGCCCUGCAAGAGGGAACUGGGGACUCCUGUCAGAAGAGGACCUCCUACCUGCGCCAAGAAAUCCAGUUUGACCGUCGCUUUGUGCCAGCGCUGGGGCUGGAUGCUCGGGGGAGGUACAUGGUGAGCACGCAGCACUUUGACACCGCCCACUCCAAGGAGCCUUUGAACAAGGACUGUGUGGUGCAGAUCAAUGGAGACGGCAGCGACCGGAUGGAGUGA
This is a messenger RNA of Seriola dumerili (greater amberjack), 1434 nucleotides long. It is a transcript of the gene kcnj13, whose product is annotated as potassium voltage-gated channel subfamily J member 13. The transcript is spliced from 4 exons. Gene Ontology annotation, molecular function: inward rectifier potassium channel activity. Gene Ontology annotation, biological process: regulation of monoatomic ion transmembrane transport; potassium ion import across plasma membrane. The coding region runs from base 343 to 1434 and encodes 363 amino acids. Gene Ontology annotation, cellular component: plasma membrane. The record is from RefSeq and is a predicted model, not a curated record. Lineage: Eukaryota; Metazoa; Chordata; Actinopteri; Carangiformes; Carangidae.